Molecule: messenger RNA, 2235 nt
Organism: Striga asiatica
Lineage: Eukaryota; Viridiplantae; Streptophyta; Magnoliopsida; Lamiales; Orobanchaceae
Source: the annotation of a GenBank genome assembly
AUGGAUCUUAACUUUGUUUCCUAUCUCUGUGCGUCACUCAUUUGUUUCAUUUAUAUUAGUUACGUUAAUGGCCAAGAUAAGAUUUUUCCAGUGACAAAGUAUGGAGCCAUUGCUGAUGGAAACACAGACAUUAAUAAGCCUUUGUUGGGCGCAUGGAGGGACGCUUGUGAGGCCGAUGGCGGCUUAAUUUUGGUUCCAAAGGGGAAUUUCCUUCUGAGUGGUGCGACUCUUAAUGGGCCCUGCAAUGGCGCAACUGUUUUCCAAAACGAAGGGAUUAUAACAGCUUCUCCAGGGGCCCACGGUGAAGAAUAUUGGAUCUCAUUUUAUGAAGUUAAUGGGCUGACUAUCCGCGGGGGUGGCACCUUUGAUGGAAAUGGGCCAUCGGCCUGGUCACUUCAAAAAACUCGACCCACCUCGAUAAAAAUCUCCAAAUGCAACAACCUUACCAUCCGAGACAUCGUGUCCCUCAAUAGCAAGGAGUUCCACUUCCACAUUAUCGUGUCCGACAACAUAUUGAUCAACAACGUGUACAUACGGGCCCCGGCUGAUAGCCCGAACACGGACGGGAUCCACCUCGGGAGGUGCACUAACGUCAACAUCAUCAACUCGCGCAUAUCCACAGGGGACGACUGCAUCUCCAUGGGGGACGGUUCCAAGAACAUCAACAUCGAGUCGGUCAUAUGCGGGCCAGGCCACGGGAUCAGCAUCGGGAGCCUCGGUCGAUACGUAAACGAGGAAGACGUUACAGGUGUCACCGUCAGGAACUGCUCCCUCAUCAACACUGCUAACGGGCUCCGAAUCAAGACGUUGGCCCCAUCCACCGUGUCGACCACCGUCAGCAACGUCACGUUUGAGGACAUCAACUUACGCAAUGUUCGAAACCCGAUCGUCAUCGAUCAAUACUACUGCAUGAAGAGUUCUUGCAGCCAUGCGAAAGACUCGAGCAUAAAGAUCAACGGCGUGAAGUACAUAAACGUGAAGGGCACGACGGCAUCACCGAUUGCGGUGAACCUGCAAUGCAGCAGAGCGCAGCCGUGCGAGGACUUGGAGUUUGAGGGGAUGGAGCUGCUGACGGGGGAAGGAAAACCGGGGGAAGCUGUUUGUUCGAGCGCACACUUUGAAUACAACCGGGCCAAUAAUGUUCCUUCCAAGUGUGUUACCCCUCAUGGGGAUUGGAUGGUUGCUUUCUUGGGCGCAUGGAGGGAUGCUUGUGCGAGCUACGGUGGGGUAAUUGAAGUCCCAAAGAGGACUUUCGUUGUGAGUGGUGCGAGUUUCAAUGGGCCCUGUAACGGCCCAACUUUUUUCAUGAACAAAGGGGUCAUACUAGCUUCUCCAGGGGCCCACUAUAAGGAUUUUUGGAUCUCGUUUUAUGAAGUUAAUGGGCUCACGAUCCGGGGCGGUGGUACCUUUGAUGGAAAUGGGCCAACGGCCUGGCGAUUCCACAAAUCUCGGCCCACGUCUAUUUACAUUGCCAAAUGCAACAACCUAAACAUUCGAGACAUCGUGUCCCUCAAUAGCAAAAUGUUCCACUUCCACAUAGUUGUGUCCGACAAUGUGGUGGUCAACAACGUGAACAUAAUGGCACCAGCCGAUAGCCCAAACACGGACGGGAUCCACCUUGCGAGGUGUGCCAAUGUCAGCAUCACCAAUUCGCGCAUAGCCACGGGGGACGACUGCAUCUCAAUGGGGGACGGCUCUAAAAACAUCAACAUUGAGUAUGUAAUGUGCGGGCCAGGCCACGGGAUCAGCAUCGGGAGCCUCGGGCGGUACGUGGAUGAGGAGGACGUCACGGGGGUCGCAGUCAAGAACUGUACCCUCAUCAACACCACCAACGGGCUUCGAAUCAAGACGUGGGCCCCAUCCACAGUGUCGACCACAGUUAGCGACAUCGUGUUUCAGGAUGUUAAGCUCCGGAAUGUCCAAAACCCGAUCAUUAUCGACCAAUACUAUUGUCAGCAGGGUUCUUGCAGCCAUGCAAGAGAAUCGAGUAUCAAGAUCAACGGCGUGAAGUAUAUAAACGUGAAGGGCACUUCUGCAUCCCCGGUUGGGGUGAACUUGCAAUGUAGCAAAUCACGUCCGUGCCAAAAUUUGGAGUUUCAGGGUGUUCGGCUCACGCUUGGAGGCGGAAAAUCGACAGGCGCUAUUUGUUCGAGUGCGCACUUCCAAUACAUCGACCCGAGCAAUGUUCCUUCCAAAUGUGUUAGCCCUCAAGUGUAUGAUGGGAUGAUUGAUUGA